AAUCUCUUACGAUGACAAGCCCCACACCAGAUUCCCCUCAAUCCCCCGGUACAAACACGCCAGCCCAGAAGAACAGAGCCUGUGACCGCUGUCGUCGGCGAAAAGCAAAGUGCGACUUUACAGAAGGCGAGCGUUGCACGAGCUGCAGGGAGUCAGGCACACAAUGCACCUUCAAUCUCCCCCUCGCCCGUCGCGGCCCCAAGAUCCGCCCCAGAAAACCAGCCGGUUCCACAGCGGAAUUACCGCCUCCCCAAUCGUCACAAUGGGAAACCAACACUGUCGAUCUCGGACUCUCGCCGCCUUUGAUGGUUAGCGGUGAUGUAACGAGUCACCAGCGCUGGCAGAAUUUAUCGCGAGCGCUAGCGUUCAUUACGAAUGAUCUGCAGCAAUUUGUUACGCGAUGCUUUGAUCUCUUUUUCGAGUAUCUUUAUCCGCUUACGCCGUUGGUUCAUGAGCCGAGUUUGAGGGACUCGCUCUCGUACUUUGGGCAGUACCCUUCUGAGAAUUUUAGUACAGGGGUUUUGGAGCUUUGGCCGGAGACGACGUUUACUUUGAUCACUGCUGUUUGCGCCGAAGCAGCCUUUUUAUUACCGAAAGAUUUAUUCCCAGAGGGUCAAUCCGUAGCGGAUAUUUUUCUCAAUGCUUCGAGAUCAUGCUUGAAUCAAUAUCUUGAAGCGGAGUUGGAGAAUCCGAAUGCGAACUCAAUCACAAUUCGCUACUUUCACUCGAAUUGUCUCCAUGCAGCGGGAAAGCCCAAGUAUUCGUGGCACAUCUUUGGAGAAGCCACGCGACUUGCGCAGGUUAUGCAAUUGAACCUCGAAACCUCGCUUGAGGGCUUGCAACCGAUUGAAGCUGAGCUGCGACGUCGAGCUUUCUGGAUUGUGUAUAUGGGCGAUAAAUCGGCUGCGAUACUGAACAACCGACCCAUCACGAUCCACAAAUUCUCAUUCGAGUCUGGAAUAACCACGUCCUAUCCUUCUGGCAUUGAAGAUGAAGCUCCGGUUCUCUCGCCUGGUAAUCUCGUCACGAAUUCUGAUGUCGUGCGGAUUACAUGCAUCGAAGGCUUCAACGCCAAUCUAAGACUCUGGCAGAAUGCAUCUGAUCUGCUCCUCGAGUUGCGACUAAUGCAGGACCGAAACCAACAAGAUCUCAGCAUGUCGAAUCUUCAACCGCUGAUCAGCGCGCAAGAAAAGGAUCGGCUGGACGCUCUUUAUGUCCGUUUCAUCACCUGUCUUGAUGAUCUGCCACCAUAUCUGCAGUCGUAUACGUUCGCUGCCUUGGCGGAUGAGUCUAGGGAAACCACCAAACAAUUCCUGAUCCAGUGCGCUAAUCUUCAAGUCUCCAUCCAUUGUCUAAGAAUGGUGAUAACGCAAAAGUUGGAGAAUCUUCCGUAUUAUAAAUCGGACAUCGGGCACUCGGAUUUGCGCAAGACGGAAAUUGCAAGAGAUAUGCUGAGGGUGAUCCAAGAAGCUCCGUUUUGGUCACUCCAAGUGAAUGGUGAACCCUAUGUCGAGAAGAUACGACUCACUGGUGCGAGUCUUCUGGAGAUCAUUCACAGAAAUGGCUCCUCACCAAUUGCCGCGAGAGCUCGCAGUGAUUUUGCAGUCCUUCUUGAUCUGCUCACGAGACUGGACUCCAAAGCCUCCGAUGCAUUGCGAAAUACUUCUUCAUUGAUACACUAAGUCUUUGUAAUAUUACUAUCAUAUUUGCCACCUUCAUGAUGCCCUUCAGACUUCUUUCUCACGAAUGAAGUCAUGUUCCUCCUUCUUAACCUCAAUCUCCUUGACCAUUUCCUGCUUCGCAUCCUUCCCCUCAAACAGAUACGUAAGCUCCUCCAGCGUAGGUCCAGAUGUCUCAACGAAGAAGAAGUAGACGACCAAGAAGAUGAUAGCGACCCAGACACAGUAGUAGAUGUAGAACUUCCAUCCAAUAGCCUCCAGGCCAAUCGGGUUGACGUAGCCACCAAAGAUAGAGGAGACCUGAAUAGUGAGCAGUACGAAUGCCCAAGUCUUGGCUCUCAUCUGAUAUGUGACGAUCUCGAGAGGAUAAGUAACGACCAGAUUUGUCCAUCCGAAAGUGUAGAAGCCUUGAAAUAGGAAGAUGCAGGCCAACACGACUCGCCCACCCGCCAAGGACCCCUCAAGGUACUGCUUGGCGGCGAUGGUCCACAUGAUGAACGUGACAAGAACACCACCGGAUCCCACGAGGAAGAAAGUGCGGCGCUUGAACUUGUCAACCAGAAGAGUCAUGGUGAUAGCAACGAUGUACUGCCAGAGAGUAACCAUGCCGUUGACGAGAGUGAUGUCCUUCUCCGCCUCGAUACCCGUGUCUUUCAGAAUCUGUGUCAAGUAGUUGGAGACAAGCAGGUUGCCAGAGCUCUGACUGAACAGCGCCGUAGCGAAGCAUAGUGCGAUGCGCUUGAGGUUGGGGAUAGAUGAAAAGAACUCCUUCCAUGUCAUGUUUUGCUCAGCUUCUUCAGCAAUGACUUGCUGAAUCUCAGCGCAUUCGAAUUUGACCAAUUCGCUGUCGGAAUCGCCUUCACCGUGGUACUUGAUCAGAAUCUCCCGAGCUUUGUCAACCUUGCCCUUUGCGAUCAGCCAACGAGGCGACUCCGGGCAGAAAAAGAUGAGAAUGAGCUGGUAUGCGGAUGGAACAACUUGAACCAGAGUGGGGAGCUUCCAUGACCAUUGGUUGGGAAUGCGAAAGCACCCGUAAGUCGCCCAUGCACCAAUGACAUAGCCCAGCACAAUGUUGGUGUUGUAAAGCGUGGUGAUUUGGACACGCUCCUUGGGAUGCGAGAGCUCGGUGACCAAGACUGGAGCACCCAUCUGAAUAAGCGAGGAGCCAAUUCCGAGAACAAUCUUGCCGCCGAUGAACAUAUUGAGCGAGGUCGCAAAGAGUUGAACCAUGACACCAGCGAUGAUGAUGACCGAUCCCAUCGCAGUUGGGACACGACGACCGGCGACAUCGCUGAUCCAACCAAGGAAGAUGAACGGUAUAACACCUCCGAUGGCGUUGGAGGCACCGAAGAAGCCAAGUUUCG
This is a messenger RNA of Fusarium odoratissimum NRRL 54006, 3043 nucleotides long. RefSeq lists its product as uncharacterized. The transcript is spliced from 3 exons. NCBI's taxonomy places the organism in Eukaryota, Fungi, Ascomycota, Sordariomycetes, Hypocreales, Nectriaceae. Gene Ontology annotation, biological process: DNA-templated transcription; regulation of DNA-templated transcription. The record is from RefSeq and is a predicted model, not a curated record. Gene Ontology annotation, molecular function: DNA-binding transcription factor activity, RNA polymerase II-specific; zinc ion binding; DNA binding. Bases 12 to 1682 code for a protein of 556 amino acids.